UGGCAGAGGUAUCUGUCCAUCAGGCGAGCCCCUCCUCCCCCUCCAGCGGUUGGGGCCGAGCCCAGCGCGAGCGGCGGGACAGUGAAGAGAUGGAGAACAGCCGAUUCAGACAGCCUGCCAAGGUGGGAAUGAGGGGGCCACUGCAAGUUGAGGGAGACCCCAGCCAUCUCUUUGAAGAUACCAGCGGGAAUAUGGAUGCUUCAGGAUCAGGAUACGAGGGCGGUGCCAGCUUCAGCCUCACGAGGCAAGGCUUCCUCAAUGACCCCAUGGUGUCUAACCUGGCAAUGGCUUAUGGCAGCAGUUUGGCAAGUCAGGGGAAGAACAUUGUCGAUCAAAAUAUUGAUCGAUUUAUUCCAGUGAGCAAAUUGAAAUACUAUUUUGCUGUGGACACCAUUUAUGUUGGAAAGAAGCUGGGACUUCUCAUCUUUCCCUACAUGCACCAGAAUUGGGAAGUACGAUACCAGCAGGACAGCCCCGUGGCCCCUCGGGUCGAAGUGAAUGCUCCUGAUUUAUAUAUUCCAGCAAUGGCGUUUAUCACAUAUUUAUUGGUAGCUGGGUUUGCUCUUGGAACUCAAAGCAGGUUCUCUCCAGAGGUGUUGGGAAUGCAGGCCAGCUCAGCAUUAAUCUGGCUGGUCAUUGAGGUGCUCGCUAUCCUGCUCAGCCUCUACCUGGUCACGGUGAACACAGACUUAACCACCAUCGACCUUGUUGCUUUUGCUGGGUACAAGUAUGUCGGGAUGAUCACUGGAGUCAUGGCUGGGCUGAUUUUUGGGAGAACGGGAUAUUACGUUGCUCUGGGCUGGUGCUGCAUCUCAAUUGUGGUGUUCAUGAUUCGAACGUUGAGACUGAAGAUUCUGUCCGAAGCUGCAGCCGAGGGCGUUCUGGUGCGAGGCACUAGGAAUCAGCUACGCAUGUACCUGACCAUGGCGAUCGCCGCAGUGCAACCAAUCUUCAUGUACUGGCUCACGUUCCACUUGGUCAGAUAGGAAAGCUGGGGUACCUCUGUGUUCCCUGGGGAUGGGGAUCAGAGGUGUGUCCAUCUCCCCCCCACCCAAUGCAGGGCGGAGGGGAGAACACAGUUGGGGGAAUCUAAAUCCCAGAGGUUGAC
Molecule: messenger RNA, 1108 nt
Organism: Carcharodon carcharias (great white shark)
Lineage: Eukaryota; Metazoa; Chordata; Chondrichthyes; Lamniformes; Lamnidae
Gene: yif1b
Product: Yip1 interacting factor homolog B (S. cerevisiae)
Exons: 8
Coding region: 90-986 (298 amino acids)
Biological process (GO): endoplasmic reticulum to Golgi vesicle-mediated transport
Cellular component (GO): endoplasmic reticulum-Golgi intermediate compartment; Golgi membrane; endoplasmic reticulum membrane
Source: RefSeq, a predicted model, not a curated record